Messenger RNA from Sabethes cyaneus, 891 nucleotides. RefSeq lists its product as uncharacterized. Lineage: Eukaryota; Metazoa; Arthropoda; Insecta; Diptera; Culicidae. Bases 1 to 891 code for a protein of 296 amino acids. The transcript is spliced from 4 exons. The record is from RefSeq and is a predicted model, not a curated record.
AUGUUUUGGAUACUACGGCGCACCGGAGCGGCAAAUUUUUUCAAUUCCAUCAACAAUAACUACACGGCCAAAGGGGGUUCCAGUGCCAGCGGCAGUGCCGACAAGCAUGCCCCGCGGCCACCGCGACGUGCGUACGGUCGCCUGAGCGUCGAAUCUGAUGACGCUCAAUCGUUACGGCGUGACACCGAGCUUAACGACAAUCUGAUUGAUGUGGAUGGCGAGCUUAGCGUAAGCAACAGCAUCAACAACAACAACAACAACAACAACGUUCUGGUGAAGAAUCAAAACAAAGCGACACCUGGUGGCGUUGGCGGUGGAAACGGAAAGGCUGACGGCGGUGGUUCGCGCUACGGUAGCAAUGCCGGAGCGGCCACCACAACGACGAUGGCGACGGGCAAGAUUAAUGGCUGCUCGUCGCAUCUGUUCGCAUCGCCGGACGGUCGCUACGGUCCCGCUACCGAUGACGACGAUGUAAACCGGAACCAAUCCAACUGCUACGAAACCGACUCGGACCUGGAGCUGGAUGCAACCAUCAAGGAGCAGCGGCUCGAGGAGCAGGCCAUUUCGAGACUGCAGGCGAUGGCGCUGUCCGAUGACGACGAGUACGAUGAGUCCCUAACCUGCAACGUGUGCGACCGAGCUUUUCACUGUCACCGGCAGCUGGCGUCCCAUCAGCAGAAAAAGCGACAUUUUGGCUGCAGCGGCUGCGACAGUCUGUUUCCCUCGCUGAUGCUGCUGGAGCAUCACAAGGAGGAGUUCGAGCACUGGAGCGACUUCGAGGACGACGGUCGGCUACCGUGCUGCCGGCGGAAUCGACGGGACGACGACUACACGGACACCGAGACGGGAACCAGCGAUGCCGAGAGCGAAGACCUGGAACGGUUGCUGUAA